UUUGAGGGCACUAGCCAUGCUGUUACUGAUGGACCCAAUGUUUACUAUAACGCAUUUGAUGGAAAUUUUGACACUUUGGUUGCAUCACUUAACAAAAUUGGAUAUGGUCAAAUGCCUAUAGUUAUUGGGGAGGUAGGUUGGCCAACAGAUGGAGCUUCCAGUGCAAGUCUCACUGCUGCAAGGACCUUCAACCAAGGCCUUAUCAAUCAUGUCCUAAGUAACAAAGGAACCCCUCUUAGGCCAGGUGCCCCUCCCAUGGAUAUUUAUCUUUUUAGUUUACUUGAUGAAGGCGCCAAGAGUGUACUCCCGGGAAACUUUGAGAGACAUUGGGGUAUUUUCUCCUUUGAUGGCCAGGCUAAGUAUCCACUGAACCUGUGUUUGGGCAAUAAAAUAUUGAAGAAUGCAAGAAAUGUCCAGUACCUACCUUCUAGGUGGUGUGUGGCAAACCCCUCUCAUGAUCUAUCUGAUGUGGCAAACCACAUGAAACUUGCUUGUAGUGUAGCUGACUGCACCACACUCGACUAUGGCGGAUCAUGUAAUGGAAUUGGGGCUAAGGGGAAUAUAUCAUAUGCAUUUAACAGUUACUAUCAGCUACAAAUGCAGAAUGAACGAAGCUGUGAUUUUGAUGGUCUUGGUAUGAUCACUUUCCUGGACCCUUCAGUAGGUGAAUGUCGGUUUCUUGUUGGUGUAACUGAUUCUAGUUCAUCAGGAUUUGCACUGUAUGAGAGGUGGAUCCUUGUUAAUGUUUUAAUAGUGUGGUUCUUUAUGGUUUGAGUCCAAGGUUGAGAUACAGCUGCAAGAAUACGAUAGUUUAGAAAUAUUCCUAAUUAUUAUUCAAGGUUAGUCUAGCCAUUAUGUGAUUGUUUACCGGGUAUACUUUUAUGUAGGAAAUUAUCUGAUGUUAAAAUUUUAUUUUCAUCAUCACUCCUCUUUAUAUUUUAAGUGGAUUUUAUGUAUAUGAGCAUGGCCACUAAAUCUGAAAGGUUCAGAUUAUA
Molecule: messenger RNA, 995 nt
Organism: Mangifera indica (mango)
Lineage: Eukaryota; Viridiplantae; Streptophyta; Magnoliopsida; Sapindales; Anacardiaceae
Product: glucan endo-1,3-beta-glucosidase 6-like
Exons: 1
Biological process (GO): carbohydrate metabolic process
Cellular component (GO): plasma membrane
Molecular function (GO): hydrolase activity, hydrolyzing O-glycosyl compounds
Source: RefSeq, a predicted model, not a curated record